Messenger RNA from Humulus lupulus (European hop), 744 nucleotides. Its product is annotated as L-ascorbate oxidase homolog. The record is from RefSeq and is a predicted model, not a curated record. The coding region runs from base 122 to 457 and encodes 111 amino acids. NCBI's taxonomy places the organism in Eukaryota, Viridiplantae, Streptophyta, Magnoliopsida, Rosales, Cannabaceae. Gene Ontology annotation, molecular function: copper ion binding. The transcript is spliced from 3 exons.
CAGCACUUAUAUAAAUACCUGCUUUCCCUUUCUUCUUCUUCUUCUUCUUCUUCUUCACUCAUUUCUUACCAUUGUCCAAUUUUAGAAGAACAAGCAAACUGAACAAUUUGAUUCAGUUUCCAUGGCGCUAAUCAUAAGCUUAGCGAGAGUCAAACUCUGUUCUCUGAUAUAUUUCGCCGCUGCUUCUCUCUUCGCCAUUGUUAGGGCUGAAGAUCCUUACAGGUUCUUUGACUGGAAUGUCACUUAUGGUGACAUUUACCCGCUCGGUGUUCGCCAACAGGGAAUCCUUAUCAAUGGAAAAUUUCCAGGACCAGAUAUUCAUUCGGUUACUAAUGACAAUCUCAUUAUCAAUGUUUACAAUAGCUUGGACGAGCCUUUUCUCCUUUCUUGGGAAUUUGUUGUAAUUUAUUUGCUCUUGAAAAGCAAUAAAAAUGAGGAUAAAGAGUGGCAUUUUUGAGAAAAAAGAAAUGAAAAGCUAGCAUUUUUUAAGACCACCAGCCCGGCCCAACGCCUGGGCCAGCCAUCAACACUUCCGCAUGCAUCUCCUUCCCAGCCACCAUGGGCCUGCUCUCCUCACCAGCCCAGCAAAGCCCCAGUAAGCAGCUUCUCCAGCUCCAGCCCAAUCAUUCCACCAAUUCGUGAGCGUGCCUCUAGCCGAAGCCCGCACGCCAGCACCUCACCAUGCCAGCCAUCUCCUUCACCCAGUCGCCUGCCACAACCCACCAAGCCCCUUUUGUGUUUAUU